Messenger RNA from Aureobasidium melanogenum CBS 110374, 1449 nucleotides. RefSeq names its product PLC-like phosphodiesterase. Gene Ontology annotation, biological process: lipid metabolic process. Lineage: Eukaryota; Fungi; Ascomycota; Dothideomycetes; Dothideales; Saccotheciaceae. The record is from RefSeq and is a predicted model, not a curated record. Bases 1 to 1449 code for a protein of 482 amino acids. The transcript has a single exon. Gene Ontology annotation, molecular function: phosphoric diester hydrolase activity.
AUGGGUCCUCCACCACUUGCAAUUCGCAACCUCAGCUCAACCCCUCUGGAGCUCAAGGUCAUUGAACGCUUCGAGACCCCACACGUUGAUGAGCCCAAAGGUUUCGCCAACAUCACUCGCAAUGUAACUCAGUUCGUCGUGUCGAACACCACUGGCAAUGUUCCUCCAGAGGGUCCUGACUUUGCGCCGUUGACUGCCAAUGCGCAAAGCUAUGGUCAACAAGAAGUGUCAAUCCGUAUCGACCCUUUCACCACCAACAGGACGGAUAUCAACACUGCCGAAAGAUCAGAGAAGGAUGUUCUCAGACUGACUUUCGAGCACGAUGGACAGCGCUAUCGUGUCGACACACGCACGACUAGACAGUCUCAAGAAUUGAUUCCUCUGGAUCCUGACCCGAGGAAGCAGUACACGGCCAUCUGGAUCGACAAGGAGAGUCAUUUGGCCAUCUACUCUUCUGCAAACAUGCAUUGCUGGAUGAAGGAAAUGGCAGAUGCGACGCCACUUUCUGGUCUUUCUAUCCCGGGCACGCAUAACAGUCCUACGCACCACAAGGCACUGCCUUCAGUUCGUUGCCAAGCGGUAUCUCCCAAAGAACAGUUACGCAAUGGAGUGCGCUUCUUCGAUAUCCGUGUGCAGCCUGAGAAACCCGAGGAUCCUAAUAAUGAUGGUCUCGCCCUCGUCCACGGUGUCUUCCCCAUUUCCUUGACUGGCACAAAACCCUUCCGCAAACUCGUCAAUGACGUUUUCGACUUUUUGCGUGAGAACCCUUCGGAAACUUUGAUCAUGAGUUUGAAACGCGAAGGCCCGGGCGAACAUACCGACGAACAACUGUCCAAUAUCCUCCACACCCACUACGCAAACGACCCAAACCUCUGGUUCACAGAACCGCGCAUCCCCUCUCUAGGCGAAGCUCGUGGUAAAAUCGUCCUCAUGAGACGUUUCGCCCUCGCCGAACCUCUAACCCACGAACACGAUGGAAAGGGUUGGUGCCUCGACGCCCAAAACUGGGCUUACAAUACCCCCUGCGAUAACCACGGCUCAGUAUGCGUCCAAGACUUUUGCGAAGUCCUCGAAACCGAAAACAUCAACCAGAAAAUCGGGUUUUGCUGUGAGCAUUUCGAGAGGGCGGGGGCACAGGUGUGUCCUGUUCCGGGGAUUACUACUGAUGCCGUCAAUCCUGUUCCUCCUGGUCCAUUGUACUUGAAUUUCUUGUCGGCGAGUAAUUUCUGGAAGGUCGGGUGUUGGCCGGAGAAGAUUGCUGCUAAGCUCAAUCCGGCGGUUACGGAGUUUUUGUGUGUUAAGCAUGAUACUGCAGAAGGUGAUAACAAGGGAGAUGGUGGUGUGGGUAUUGUGGUCACGGAUUGGGUGGGCAAGGACGGUGAUUGGGAUUUGAUUAGGUGUAUUGUUGGUAUGAACUCGCGCUUGGAGCUUAGAGAGAAGGGGCAGUAG